Messenger RNA from Pantherophis guttatus, 2416 nucleotides. RefSeq names its product serum amyloid A like 1 (gene SAAL1). NCBI's taxonomy places the organism in Eukaryota, Metazoa, Chordata, Lepidosauria, Squamata, Colubridae. Gene Ontology annotation, cellular component: nucleoplasm. Gene Ontology annotation, biological process: positive regulation of synoviocyte proliferation. The record is from RefSeq and is a predicted model, not a curated record.
CCUCUGUCCUAAAGCAACCAAGCCGUGGCAUUUGAACGUGUGAGUCACGUUCGACGUGCCAUCCGUCCUCCGGCUUCUCGGCGCUUCGCUCGCACCAACCCCCGAGGAAGAAGUUGCACCGAGAAAGCCGGCGGAGGGCGCUAACGUCUGGGAACGGCCGCCUUCGCCUCCGCGUCAGAAGAGCCGAAGGGCUGCGUGCGUGCGAGGACGGUUCGCGUCUUCUCCGAGACGGGGACGCUACCAAUUCCUGGCCGUUACGAGAGGAAGCACCCUUCAACCCCCGGUAGACCUGAGGCCCCGAGGAGCCGCUCCAGGUCCAACCCGGGUUCUUUUCCAACUGCGGGAGGGAACGAGGUAGCCCUUCACUUAACAACAGUUCAUUUAGCGAUUGUCCAAAAUUACAGUGGCACUGAAAAAAGUGACUUGUGACCAUUUUUCACACUUAACGACCUUGGAAAGCAUCCCCAUCAUCAUAUAAUCCAAAUUCAGAUGCUUGGCAACUGACUCCUGCUUAUGACCGUUGCUGUGUCCCAAGGAACCUUUCAAUCUAUUAAUUGGAUAGCAUUGCGUAAAUAUGGACAGAAAUCCUUCACCCCCCUCAAGUGAUUCAGAGGAAGAAGAAGUGGCUGCUGGGGAUUCCAUUGGAAAUACAGUUUACAGCAAACACUGGCUGAUUGGUGUGCUUGAGAAAUUAAUUGAGGAUACUUCAAAACUGAACAAUGAAGAAGAACAAAUGGAACUAGAUGAAGAGAUGGAGAAUGAUAUUUGCAAAGUAUGGGACAUGUCAAUGGAUAAGGAUGUUGCUUUAUUUUUACAAGAGUUUAAAGCCCCUGACAUAUUCAUGGUUUUUCUUGCAAAGUCCAAAUGUCCUCGUCUUACUGAAAUCUGUGUAGGUAUUCUGGGAAAUAUGGCCUGCUGCCAAGAUACGUGCAUAUCUAUUAGUAAAGAUGAGAACCUGGGACAAAUAGUGCUUCAUCGUUUAUGUGAUUCUGAUUCCCCGACUCUGCUUGAAACAAGCAGGUUAUUGUUGACUUGCCUCUGUCAAUCUGAAGUGGCUAAUAUAUGGGUGGAGAGAAUCAGACAAAGUCCGUCUGUCUAUAACUGUUUCUGCUUUAUCAUGUCUAGUUCUACAAAUGUGGACUUGCUGGUGAAAGUUGGUGAAGUGGUUGAUAAGUUAUUUGAUUUGGAUGAAGAAUUAAUGAUAAACUGGAUUAAAAAAGAUUCUUGUCCAUCAGUGGAACAGCCCACAGAUGAUUCUCCAGAUGAUGUUCCUGAUUUUAAAAUUCUACCUUGUCUGCUUGAAGCUGCAAAACAAGUUUGCUCAGAUAACAAUUCCGAAGGACUUGAAGUUUAUAUGCAUAUUCUACAGCUGCUCACUACAGUGGAUGAAGGCAUUCAAACAAUUGUCAAAUCUUCUGAUAGAGGAAAGGAAACAUGGAGCCUGCUGUAUAAUCUCUUUUGCAAUGAACUCUGCCAGCCAGAUGAUCCACCAAUUAUUAUUCAAGAACAGAAGACCCUGUUGGCUUCUAUUUUGUCUGUGCUAUCAGCCAUUUUUGCUUCACAGAUAGAUCAGGACUAUGUCAAGAUGGGAAAGAAUCUGGCUCUGAUUGACAGCGUGAUUAGAGUGUUACAAAAUAUGGAUGAAUGUGAGAAGAGAUCUGUAGACAGCUCAAAGAAAUCCCAGACAGAAGAGUGUGAGAAAUUGGAAGUAGUUGAUGAAGAUUUCCAUUUAAAAAUCUUGAAGGACAUCUGUUGUGAAUUACUCUCCAAUAUGCUGCAGGAAUUAUCGGAGGAAAACAUAUUGGAGGGGCUCAAGCAAGGUCAUAUAAAUGAACAGAAAUGCUCCUGUGCAUUUCAAAAUCUCCUUCCUUUUUAUUCAUCUUCGGUGGAGAGUUUUCUUGAAGUACUGCAUGGAGCAGAUCAGACUCUUGCUGACAACUUGAGUAAAAGCUUCCCAAAUUUGAAACUCCAGGCAUAGGUCCAUAUGUCUGUUUUGCUGCAAGGAGACUGUGUAUAAUUAGUUUCCCUAUGAAGAAAGCACUGGGUAAAGAAUUCCAAGCAAAUUGAAACCUAUAUAAGAAUCCUUUUUAAAUGGAGGCAAUAUAGCAAAUGGUCUGGAAAAACAAACUCCCUGAAGACUGUUUAGCAUAUGCAACAUAAUUUUAUAUCUUAGUAACUAUUGAGGUUGUAAAUUUCAGCUAAAAAUGAACAACCCUUCGUCUAAGUCUGAAAAAGGUCUUCCUUUUUCUGUAUUAAUAAAGUUAGUUAAGAUGUUUUUUUAUAGAGAAUAAUUGGGUUGUUUUGGUUUGUUUGUCUUACAGAGUUAAAUAAUUCAAAAAAUUACCAAAAUGAAGCUUAAUUAUAGUAACAUCUAAAAUUGGAGAGUUUUGUAAUUAAUAAACAAUAUUUGGACCUA